UACCUAAAGAUGAGAAACCAAACAGCAAUUACGUCCUUCAUCUUGCUGGGACUAACAGAUGACACGAGGCUACAAGUUCUACUUUUUAUUUUUCUGUUUCUUUCUUAUAUUUUGAGUGCAUCUGGGAACCUAACAAUCAUUGCCCUCACUCUCACUGACUCUCAGCUUAAAACACCCAUGUAUCUUUUCCUCCAAAAUUUUUCCUUUUUAGAAAUUUUAUUCACAACUGCCUGUGUUCCCAGAUUCUUAUACAGCCUGUCAUCUGGGGACAAGUCCAUUACCUAUGGUGCUUGUGUCAGUCAGCUGCUGUUUAUAGACCUCUUUGCAGUAACAGAAUUUUUUCUCCUGGCCAUCAUGUCCUACGAUCGCUAUGUGGCCAUCUGUAAACCACUGCAUUAUAUGACCAUCAUGAACAGCAGAGUCUGCAAGAACUUCAUUCUCUUCUGUUGGGUAACAGCUCUGGUCAUCAUUCUCCCACCAAUAGGCCUGGGCUUAGGCCUGGAAUUCUGUGACUCAAACAUCAUUGAUCAUUUUUGUUGUGAUGCAACUCCUAUGCUGAAGAUCUCUUGCUCAGACACAUGGUUGAUAGAACAGAUGGUGAUAGCGUGUGCCGUGUUGACCUUUAUCAUCACCCUCAUUUGUGUAGUUCUCUCCUACAUUUAUAUCAUCCGGACUAUUCUGAGAUUCCCCUCUGCCCAGCAAAGGAAAAAAGCCUUUUCCACUUGUUCCUCCCACAUGAUCGUUGUUUCCAUUACAUAUGGCAGUUGCAUCUUCAUUUAUGUCAAACCGUCAACCAAUGAUGAAGUGGCUACUAAUAAAGGAAUUUCACUUCUUAUUACUUCAAUUUCACCGAUGUUGAAUCCAUUUAUUUACACCCUAAGAAACAAGCAAGUAAAGCAAGCUAUUAAUGAUUUAAUUAAAAAAGUCACAUUCCUUUCAAAGGUUUAA
Messenger RNA from Tupaia belangeri chinensis (Chinese tree shrew), 948 nucleotides. Its product is annotated as olfactory receptor 6C2. Gene Ontology annotation, cellular component: membrane. Gene Ontology annotation, molecular function: olfactory receptor activity; G protein-coupled receptor activity. The record is from RefSeq and is a predicted model, not a curated record. Gene Ontology annotation, biological process: G protein-coupled receptor signaling pathway. The transcript has a single exon. The coding region runs from base 10 to 948 and encodes 312 amino acids. NCBI's taxonomy places the organism in Eukaryota, Metazoa, Chordata, Mammalia, Scandentia, Tupaiidae.